Messenger RNA from Drosophila montana, 870 nucleotides. RefSeq lists its product as uncharacterized. The coding region runs from base 278 to 757 and encodes 159 amino acids. Gene Ontology annotation, cellular component: extracellular region. The transcript has 4 exons. NCBI's taxonomy places the organism in Eukaryota, Metazoa, Arthropoda, Insecta, Diptera, Drosophilidae. Gene Ontology annotation, molecular function: chitin binding. The record is from RefSeq and is a predicted model, not a curated record.
GCUCUUAAGUAUUUUGCUCCACUUUGUUGCUUAUCUGAGAUAAUAAUUCGCAAAAAAAAAAAAAAUUAUCCCAGACUCACAAGAGUCUUAACUUUGGUUUAUGACUUUCUCAAGGUUUAUCGCAAUUGCUAUAAUAUACAGCCGAAAAUUCUUUAUGAUGUGAUCAAAAUCAAGGUUGUUUUUCUUAUCUGUGCACAUUAGAUUAGCAUAUAAAUCGAGAGAUCCAUCAAUUUGUGACAGUAUAUCAUAAUCAGCGCUGCACUGCACAUGCUCCAAAAUGUUUCAGUUCUCAAAGAUCGUGCUGGUUUUUAUAGUUUCCCUAGGCCUUCCAUCCAAUUUAAUGGGCCAGUGCGAUGUCUGCCAAACUGAAGUUCCAGUUGCCUGCCACAGUGAAACAUCCUUUUCAAUCUGCCUAAAUGGCAUUCCGACAGAGGAUUAUAUAGAAUGUCCCAAGGAUUAUCAUUGCACCGGGCAAAAAUAUAUAUGUUAUCCAAAAGCAAGCGGAACUACCAAUUGUGUAACUGGGUCAACCACCACGCCAGCUACCACCACAGUAACCCCAUGGGAUCCAGUCAUGUUUUGUAAAGAAACUCAAACGGCAGCCUGGUAUACAAAUGAAUUGGAUCCCACCUGUGCCACGUACGUGCAAUGCUAUACUGACAAUAAUGAGUGGACUGCCUCUGUACAGGAGUGUGGAUCAGGAUUUUGGUUUAACGGAGAAUACUGUGAUAAUGAAAAACCAGAGAAUUGUACAUGAACAUUUUAUUACUUCCCCAUACGCGUCUCUAGCUUUAUACUGCCGCGUUUCUCUUUAAUUUUUCUUUUCCUUAUACUUUGAUAUAAAUAUAAACUUGUGGGCUAUACUAUAAA